AGAAGAACUUCACCCGGAAGUAUUCAGCCUACUUUGAAGACGGCAUCUGGCAACAAACAAUUAUAAUAAAAUGGGUGUUACUUGUGUGUGCCAGGUGCCGGUGGCAGAGGGGAAGAGCGUGCAGCAGACUGUGGAUAUGGUGCACAAGAAACUAGAGCAGCUGGGAGCUGUGAAACAAGGCAGCUUCUGUGUCGACUGUGAGACGUACCAUGCGACUGGAACUGUCAGUGGCCAACCUUCCAAACUCUUAUAUGUGAUGCACAACUCGGAAACCCCCCUAAGCUGCCUGGCUCUGUUUGAGAACGGGCCCUGCUUGGUAGCUGAUGCAAACUUUGACGUUCUUAUGGUGAAGCUAAAGAGCCACUUCCAGAAUGCCAAAGGCCACAAAGUGGAGUGCCGGGGGUCACGAUACCGCUACUGCGACUUCCUGAUCAAAGUUGGCACAGUGACCAUGAGCUCAAGUGCCAGAGGAAUAUCAGUAGAAGUGGAAUAUUGUCCCUGUGUGGUUCCAGGGGACUGUUGGAAUCUAAUGAAGGAGUUUAUGCAGUCAUUCUUGGGCCCCAGUGUCCCAGACCUGCCAUCUGUCUUUGCUGCCAAGCCUGAAGGCAUUUUUGCACCGGCCGACUGCGUUGACACCAUGACACAGUACCUGGAGUUGUUCAACAAACUGCGUAAACUUCAAAUUCAAGGGAAUAAUGUGCGUUGAAUUGCCAUUCCUGAUUUCGAAUAUUCCUAAUAAUGUUCAUCAAUUCUGCUCCUGCGGCUCAAGUUGCCAUCCUGGAAUCUAAGAAAGCCUGGACUUUUAUUUUUAUUGCUGGAGCCUUACAUCAUGUAUAAACCCUUUUGAUGGGUGUGUCUUGUAUUAAAAAAAAAAA
This is a messenger RNA of Hippocampus comes (tiger tail seahorse), 875 nucleotides long. RefSeq names its product mediator complex subunit 20 (gene med20). The record is from RefSeq and is a predicted model, not a curated record. Gene Ontology annotation, biological process: regulation of transcription by RNA polymerase II. The coding region runs from base 71 to 706 and encodes 211 amino acids. Lineage: Eukaryota; Metazoa; Chordata; Actinopteri; Syngnathiformes; Syngnathidae. Gene Ontology annotation, molecular function: transcription coactivator activity. Gene Ontology annotation, cellular component: mediator complex. The transcript has 4 exons.